GGGGGCGUGCAGGUGAGCGGACAGGCCGAGUUUCGCCGGCAUGGCCGAGGCCAGGAAGCGCCGGGAGCUCCUUCCCCUGAUCUACCAGCACUUACUGCAGGCGGGCUACGUGCGCGCGGCGCGGGAAGUGAAGGAGCAGAGCGGCCAGAAAAGUUUCCUGACUCAGCCUGUGACCCUUAUGGACAUCUAUACUCACUGGCAACAAACCUCAGAGGUUGGCCAGAAGCGGAAGGCAGAGGAGGAUGCAGCGCUGCUGGCUAAGAAGACCCGAGUGUCAGACCCCAUUAGCAGCUCAGAGAGCUCAGAAGAGGAGGAGGAGGAGGAGACAGAAGCUGAAGCCACCAAAACCACCCCAAGACUAGCAUCUACCAACUCCUCAGUUCCAGGAUCGGUUUUGCCAUCAAGCACAAAAGAAAAAGGCGUGGCAAAGACCAACAAAGCCAGCAAGAUGGUCAACUCCACACCACAUCCGGCCUCUGCCAAGGCAGUGGCCCACAUUCUGUCUGGGAGAUCACCCAGGAAGUCUGCAGGGCCCUCGGCAAAUACCAUCCUGGUCUCGGAAACUGAGGAAGAGGGCAGUGUCCCGGCACUCGGAACCACAGCCAAGCCUGGAAUGGCAUCAGCCAACCAGGCCGACAGCUCCAGCGAGACCUCCAGCUCCAGUGAUGAGACCGAUGUGGAGGUGAAGGCCUCAGAGAAAAUUGUCCAGGCCAAAGCUGCCUCGGGUCCUGUCAAGGGGACCCCUGGGAAAGGGGCCACUCCAGCUCCCCCUGGGAAGGCAGGGCCUUCGGCUGCCCAGGCCAAGACAGAGAAGCCAAAGGAGGACUCAGAUAGCAGUGAGGAGGACUCCGACAGCGAGGAGGAGCCACCAGCUGCCAAGACGCCACUUCAGGUGAAGCCUUCAGGGAAGACACCCCAGGUCAAAGCUGCCUCAGCUUCUGCCAAGGAGUCCCCUAGGAAAGGGGUCCCUCCAGUGCCCCCCGGCAAGGUAGGGCCUGCAGCCGGCCAGGCUAAGAAGGGGGCGGGGGAGGAAGACCCGGACAGUAGCACCGAGGAGUCUGACAGCGAGGAGGAGGCACCAACAGCUGUACCCCCAACCAGGAGCCCUGUUCAGGCAAAGCCCUCAGGGCAAAACUCCCAGGUCAGAACUGCCUCGGGUCCUGUCAAGGGGCCCCCUCAGAAGGCAGGGCCUGCAGCCACCCCAGUAGGAAAACAGGAGGAGGACUCAGAGAGCAGCAGCGAGGAGGAAUCAGACAGCGAGGGGGCAGCGCCAGCCCAGGCAAAGUCUUCUGGGAAAAUCCCCCAGGUCAGAGCUGCCUCGGGUCCUGCCAAGGGGCCCCCUCAGAAGGCAGGGCCUGCAGCCACCCAGGCCAAGGCCAAGAUGUCCAAGGAUGACUCAGAGAGUAGUGAGGAGGAGUCAGAGAGUGAAGAGGAGGCGCCUGCAGCCAUGGCUCCAGUCCAGGCAAAAUCAACUGUGAAAACACCCCAGACGAAGGCCUCCCCAAAGAAGGGCACCCCCAUUACCCCUAUACCUGCCAAAGCUCCCCCAGUGCGAGUGGGCACACCAGCCCCUUGGAAGGCGAGAGCAGAAGCUUCUCCAGCCUGUGCCUCGUCUCCAGCUAUGGCGAGGGGCGCCCAGAAGCCAGAGGCCUCUUCAAGCAGCGAGGAGUCUGAGAGUGAGGAGGAGACUGCUCCCGCCCCAGCAGCAGGACAGGCAAAGCCUGUGGGGAAAGGUGUCACCGUGAAGGCUGCCUCCACACCCACCAAGAGGCCCUCAGGCCAAGGGACUGCCCUAGCACCCCCUGGGAAGGCAGGGCCUGCAACAGCCCCAGUGAAAACUGAGGUGCAGGAAGACUCCUCAGAGAGCAGCGAGGAGGAAUCGGGCAGUGAGGAGGCUGAGGAGGCGGCUGCGGCUCCUGCUCAGGUGAAGACCGCAGUGAAAACCCCUCAGAGCAAGGCCAACCAAGCUCCCACCAGAGCAACUUCAGCCAAAGGGGCAGCAUCAGCUCCAGGAAAAGUUGUCAGUGCAGCUGUUCAAAUCAAGCAGGAGUCCCCGGCCAAGGUAAAGCCACCAGCAAGAACCUCCCAGAGCAAUGCUGUCUCAGUGAGGGGCCAGGGCGCUGUGCCAGCUGUGGGGAAGGCAGUGGCCACAGCAGCCCAGGCCCAGCCAGGGCCAGUCAAGAACCCAGAGGAGGACUCGGAGAGCAGUGAGGAGGAGUCCGACAGUGAUGGGGAGGCCCCCACUCCGGUGAAGCCCUCAGGGAAGACCCCCCAGGUCGGAACUGCCUCAGCCCCCAGCAAGGGGCUGUCCAGGAAAGGGGCCACAGCAGCCCCUCCCAGGAAGACAGGAGCCGUGGCCACCCAGGCUGGGAAGCCGGAGGAGGACUCUGAGAGCAGCAGUGAGGAGGAGUCUGACAGCGAGGAGGAGGCGCCGGCCCAGGUAAAACCUGGUAUAAAGCCUCCCCAAACCAAGGCUUCCCUGCUGAAAGGUGUCUCAGGCACUCCUGCAUCUGCCGAGGCCUCCACAACACGAGUGGACAACUCAGCCCCACAGAAGGCUAGACCAGCACCUCCUGCCAAGAAAGAGGGGAGCUCCAAAACUGCGAAAAGCAAGGCCCAGGCCCCAGCACCUCCGGAGAAGAACGCAGAGGGGUCCUCCGAGAGCAGCGACGACGAGCUGCCAGCCACCCAGGUGAUUAAACCCCCUCUGAUUUUUGUCGACCCUAAUCGUAGUCCAGCUGGCCCAGCUGCUACCGCCACACAAGCUCCAGCUGCAGACACCCCGAGGAAGGCCCAGGCCUCGGAGAGCACAGCCAGGAGCUCCUCCUCCGAGAGUGAGGAUGAGGAUGUGAUCCCCGCUACGCAGUGCUCCGUUCCUGCCGGUAGAACCAACGUGACCCCACUCACGGCCCACCCAAGGCCGGCUGUCAGAGCCAGCACUGUUGGGGCCAGCGGCGGUGAGGCAUCCGGUCGGGUGUCAGAAGGCAAGAAGCAGGAGGCACCCAUCACUCAGGUGACAAAGAGGAACCCUGCUCACCUCCCGCUGACCCAGGCUGCCCUGAAGGUCCUUGCUCAGAAAGCCAGUGAGGCCCAGCCUCCUGCUGCCAGGACCCCGUCUUCAAGUGGGGUUGACCAUGCUCUGGGCACACUCCCUGUAAUGAGUCCUCAGAUCACCCCUGUGCAGGCCAAGAUGACCAACAAGCUCAAAAAGGCUGAGGUCCCUGCAGUCGAGCGAGCCACAGCCACUCCUGUGGGACACCCCAAAGCCAAGGCCUCUGAGACCUCCAACGACAGCGAGGACAGCAGCGGCAGCUCUUCAGGGAGUGAGGAGGAUGCUGACGGGCCCCAGAAGGCCCACAGGCGGGUAGGUCCAGCCCCCUCUGCGACGGAGACCUUGGUGGAGGAGACCACAGCAGAGUCUAGCGAGGAUGAGGUCGUGGCACCCUCUCAGUCUCUCCUCUCAGGUUAUGUGACCCCUGGGCCAACUCUGGCCAACUCCCAGGCUUCAAAGGCCACUCCUAGGCCAGACCUCAACCCGUCGGCUUCCUCUACUUCCAUCAGCAAAGAUGCCCCAGAUGGCAAGCAGGAAGUGGAGCCCCAACACGUAGCAGGCACUGUAUCCCCUAAAACAAGCAGGAGAGAGGCUGAUGCCACGCCUCAGAAGCCCCGGAAGCCCAAGAAGGAGGCCGGGAGCCCCCAAGCCUCCACGCUGGCCCUGCAGAGCGACAUCAGCCGACGCCUCCUGAGUGAGCCCUGGCCCCUGAAUGAGGCCCAGGUCCAGGCCUCGGUGGUGAAGGUCUUGACAGAGCUGCUGGAGCAGGAACGGAAGAAGGCCGCCGAUGCCGCCAAGGAGAGCAACAGGAAGGGCCGGGUGGGCCGCAAGCGGAAGCUGUCGGGGGACCAGACAGCAGCCAGAGUCCCCAAGAGCAAGAAAAAGAAGCAGCUCGUGGCCGGGGGAGGUGGGGAGGGUGCUGCUGGCUCACCAGAAAAGGCCCUCAGGACUCCCAAGGGGAAAGCCAAGAGAGAUGGAGCAAGCAGUGACAUCAAGGAGAAGAAGGAGAAAGAGUCUCCUGGCUCUCUAGAGGCCAAGGAGAAGCCGGAAGGGGAGCCGGGGACACUGAAGGUUGAAGGUGGAGACCAAGGCAACCCAAAGAUCAAGAAGGAGAAAAAGAAAUCAGAUAAGAAAAAAAAAGACAAGGAAAAAAAGGAAAAGAAGAAGAAGGCAAAAAAGGCCUCAACCAAAGACCCUGACUCACUAUUCCAGAAGAAAAAGAAGAAAAAGAAGAAGACAGCAGAGCAAACUGUCUGAGGGGCACAAGGCGACAGGGAUUUCUUAGCCAAGUGGUGACCAGCCCCAUGCCUCUGCCCUGUGCCCACCGUGGGCUGGAACUGAAUCUUUAGCUUCCCCCCUCCCCAGAAGAGGCCAGCCAGCCACAGUGUCCACGCUGGCCGAGCUAGUGAGCCCUGCAGAGGCUGGUCCGAGGAGGAGGAGAAGCUUCCAGCUCCAAUGACUGGCACUCACUGACUCCGCGUCUGACUUCUGUCCUGACACAGAAUGCUUCAUAGAGAUGUGUACAGUAUAUAUAUAUUUUUUUAAGAGACCUGCCCCUCCCCCUUCAAACUGACACUCCCAGAGGCCUCGGGACCUUCCAUCCUUUGACCUGCAGACCCAGCAAGGCCCGGCCUGCAGCUCCUCCCAUGUCCCUGGUCUCUGGUCUCUGGCUGAUGCUGAGGCUUUGUCCUCUCUGUUUUUCACAUUUUGUUUGUGGUUUUUUGUAACAACUCGGAAAAUAAAAGGCUUGAAGGA
Molecule: messenger RNA, 4807 nt
Organism: Canis lupus familiaris (dog)
Lineage: Eukaryota; Metazoa; Chordata; Mammalia; Carnivora; Canidae
Gene: TCOF1
Product: treacle ribosome biogenesis factor 1
Molecular function (GO): protein binding
Source: RefSeq, marked provisional